AUGUCGAGAGAGAACGUCCAUAGCACAAAGGGGUUAGAGGAACAAUGGAAAAAGUUUAGGUUAACAGAGGAGGAAGAAGAGAUAGUGGAGGUGAGCUGGAAAGGAGACGAGGAGAUAGAUCGUAAAGGGGAAAGAAGCUUAAUAGGAAAGGUCUGCUCUGACAGAUCAGUGAGCAAAACUCUGAUAAGCAAUACUAUGGCAAAGAUUUGGAGAAUAAGCAAAAGGGCAACAUUUCUAGAAGUGGAGAAAAAUACUUUCAUUAUCACUUUUGAAACACAUGCAGAUAUGUAUAGAAUCCUAGAUGGGAAACCGUGGACUUUCGACUCCGCUCUGUUCCUUCUGAGUCGGUAUGAAGGGAAGAAACGGCCAGGUAACUUUGUCUUCGAUAAGGAAACUUUCUGGAUGCAAAUUCACAACCUUCCACUGGGAUGUAUGUCGCUGGAUUGGGGGACUCAGAUAGGGAAGUCAGUUGGCAAAGUUAUCGAGGUGGACGUAGAAGAGGACGGCAUAGGAUGGGGAAGGAGCCUCCGAGUGAAAGUUGAGCUACCAUUGUACAAGGCUAUCCCACGGGGUCGAUUCAUCAAUACAGAUCAGUCAAAGCAGUGGGUCCAUUUCCGUUAUGAGAAUCUACCCAAAAUUUGCUUCAGAUGUGGGUGGAUCCUUCAUAAAGAAAUGGGAUGCCAGGCUCAAUAUGGUGAGGAAGAAGGAGACGCGGGAACAGAGGCCCAGUUUGGGUCUUGGCUCAGGGCGGAAAAUGUUUAUAGAAGAUAUAUGUUUUCCUAUAAUGCAAACAAUGGAAGAAAGGAGCAUGGUUCAGGGGAAAACAAUAAUCAGGCAGAGUCGGGUGAAGACGAAGGCAACGAUGAAGGUGUACGGCAAGGCAGGGGCAGAACCAGAUCUCUAACACCCCAUUCGCCUUAG
Messenger RNA from Carya illinoinensis, 921 nucleotides. RefSeq lists its product as uncharacterized. NCBI's taxonomy places the organism in Eukaryota, Viridiplantae, Streptophyta, Magnoliopsida, Fagales, Juglandaceae. The transcript has a single exon. The coding region runs from base 1 to 921 and encodes 306 amino acids. The record is from RefSeq and is a predicted model, not a curated record.